Molecule: messenger RNA, 2548 nt
Organism: Rubroshorea leprosula
Lineage: Eukaryota; Viridiplantae; Streptophyta; Magnoliopsida; Malvales; Dipterocarpaceae
Source: the annotation of a GenBank genome assembly
UAGGGUUUACCCCCAUUUCCUUUCCUUUCACUUCCUCGGAUUCGUGCUCCUCCUCUGCAGAACCUCCUCCAUUUCUAACCUUCCACCGCCGAUAUCUCCUGCUGGUUUCCCUUCCGGCGGCAGAUAUCCCCUUCCUCACCUCCCCCUUCCCUCUCCCCUCAUUAAAAAAAAACCCCACAAAAAAAAAAAAAAUUGGCUACUGAUUAUUUCUUUUGAUUUAUCUUUUAUCGUAUCUUUAGCGUUUGUUAGAGAAUAACCAGGGGAGAGGGAAGAGAAAAAUCCCAAAAAACAGAAAAUUUUUUUUGUUUGUUUGGAGAAGGAAAAGGGUUUCUUUUUAGGGAUGGCGCAGGUUCAGAUGCAGGGACAGAAUUCGAAUGUGAACAAUGGUGGAGGAGGGAAUCAGUUUGUGCCGACGUCGCUUUACGUCGGCGAUUUGGAUGUGAACGUGACGGAUUCGCAGCUCUACGAUUUCUUUAACCAAAUCGGUCAGGUUGUCACGGUUCGAGUAUGCAGGGACGUCAACACCCGGCGAUCACUAGGCUAUGGUUACGUCAACUAUAGCAGCGCCCAAGAUGCUGCAAGGGCAUUGGAUGUGUUGAAUUUCUCUAUUCUGAAUGGAAGGCCUAUCAGAAUUAUGUAUUCUCACCGUGACCCAAGUCUACGCAAAAGUGGUGCUGGAAAUAUCUUUAUCAAGAAUUUAGAUAAGUCAAUUGACCACAAAGCUUUGCAUGAAACUUUUUCUGCAUUUGGCAACAUUCUAUCUUGCAAAGUAGCUACAGACUCUUCUGGCCAAUCAAAAGGCUAUGGGUUUGUACAAUAUGACAAUGAGGAAUCUGCCCAAAAAGCUAUAGAUCAGUUGAAUGGCAUGCUGUUGAAUGAUAAGCCAGUCUAUGUGGGACCAUUCGUUCGUAAGCAAGAAAGAGACACUGCUACUAACAAGACAAAAUUCAAUAACGUCUAUGUAAAGAAUCUCUCAGAAUCAACAACUGAUGAGGAUCUGCAGAAGAUUUUUGGUGAAUUUGGAACUACUACCAGUGCUGUAGUGAUGAGGGAUGCUGAUGGGAAAUCAAAGGGCUUUGGAUUUAUCAACUUUGAGGAUGCGGAUGAUGCUGCUAGUGCUGUUGAGUCUCUGAAUGGAAAGAAAUUUGAUGAUAAAGAGUGGUAUGUUGGGAAAGCUCAAAAGAAAUCUGAAAGGGAAGUUGAGCUAAAACUUCGAUUUGAGCAGAGUAUGAAGGAUGCUGCUGAUAAAUAUCAAGGGGCAAACUUGUAUGUAAAGAAUUUGGAUGAUAGCAUAGGUGAUGAUAAACUUAAGGAGCUUUUCUCUCAGUUUGGGACCAUAACAUCAUGCAAGGUCAUGAGAGACCCUAGUGGAAUAAGUAAAGGAUCAGGGUUUGUUGCAUUUUCAACCCCUGAAGAAGCAUCUAGAGCUCUCAUGGAGAUGAAUGGCAAAAUGGUUGUGAGUAAGCCUCUGUAUGUUGCUCUUGCACAACGGAAGGAAGAUAGAAGAGCUAGGUUACAGGCCCAAUUUUCUCAAAUGAGGCCAGUGGCAAUGGCACCUCCAGUUGCUUCUCGCAUGCCAAUGUACCCGCCUGGUGGUCCAGGUAUUGGGCAACAAAUCUUUUAUGGUCAAGCACCCCCUGCUAUCAUUCCUCCUCAGCCUGGAUUUGGAUAUCAACAGCAGCUUGUCCCAGGUAUGAGGCCUGGUGGGGCUCCCAUGCCAAACUUCUUUGUGCCAAUGGUGCAGCAGGGCCAGCAGGGUCAGCGUCCUGGUGGUAGAAGGGCAGGGGCUGUUCAGCAAAAUCAGCAACCAGUUCCAUUAAUACAACAGCAGAUGUUUCCUCGAGGACGUGUUUAUCGUUAUCCUUCUGGGCGUGGCCUGCCUGAUGUUUCAAUGCCUGGUGUUGCUGGAGGCAUGCUUUCUGUUCCAUAUGACAUGGGUGGCAUGCCCCUGCGUGACGCAUCAAUAUCACAGCCAAUCCCAAUUGGCGCUCUGGCUUCAGCACUUGCAAAUGCAGCCCCAGACCACCAGAGAACGAUGCUGGGUGAGAAUCUGUAUCCCCUCGUGGAACAGCUGGAGCCAGAAGCAGCAGCCAAGGUAACUGGGAUGCUUCUGGAGAUGGAUCAGCCUGAGGUUUUACACUUGCUUGAGUCACCAGAAGCUCUUAAGGCAAAGGUAGCAGAGGCAAUGGAAGUUCUUAUGAGUGUUGCUCAGCAGCAGCAGGUCGGUGGUGCAGCUGAUCAACUGGCCUCGCUGUCUCUGAAUGACAACCUUGUCUCCUGAGUUUUGGAUCACAAAUUGCUUUUGUUGUGUUGCAUCUAUAGAGUUUGAACUGAGUUUUCUGACUAGAAUAGGAAUUGGUAUUGGCUUACUUGAGUGGGUUUUGGUCAUUACAUUUUAACACGUUGAAAUCCGUUCUUAAUUUAUUGGUGUGCAAUGGUAUGGAUUUCAAUUCUCUUGUAUGGAACUUGUAGGGCAUGUUUAAGUUUGCUCCACCACCAUACUCGAACGAGAAAGGCACAAGAAGGACACUAAAUGCCUUGGAAGUAU